AUGUAAAGAUCGAUAUUUUUGCCAAUCACUACCGGUGAUAAUUCUUCUGUGUAAAGAAACACAUUUUUAACUAUUAAACUCAAGUAAUAUGUCGAGCUCAGAUAAAGUAGAUUUAUGGAAUACAGACAGUGGAAUGGAAUCAAUGUCCGACUCUAAUAAAGAUAUUACUCCAGUAUCUGAAAGAUACGAUGACGAAGAGGAGGAUGAAACUCUUGUUGAACGUCUUUGGGGUCUUACUGAAAUGUUUCCUCAAACUUUGAGAAACCAUACAAGUAAUGUAAUUGGUUUAACUAGACAAUUUAUCACAAAAACAUACUCUCUGUCUUGUACCACAACAUGGUGCAUUUCAACUACUGCUGCCUUGCUGCUUAUGCCAGUUCUUUUCGAAACAGAGCGUGUGCAAGUAGAAGAAGCUCAAAAAAAUCAUUCUAAACAAUUACUUUUGGGACCUGGCAGUGGAAGUGGUAAUUUAGGUGGUGGUAUGGCUGUAUUACCAAAUUAAUACUUACAUAUGUUAUAUUCUGUCAUUAUUAUCUUAGUUUAUUAUUUUGCCAAAUAAAUGUUUGUAAUUUGCUUUUUUGUUUUAACUUUGUAUUAUACAAAAAUGAUUAAAGGUGAUGCAUUACAAUCUUUA
Molecule: messenger RNA, 634 nt
Organism: Daktulosphaira vitifoliae (grape phylloxera)
Lineage: Eukaryota; Metazoa; Arthropoda; Insecta; Hemiptera; Phylloxeridae
Product: mitochondrial import receptor subunit TOM22 homolog
Exons: 4
Coding region: 89-502 (137 amino acids)
Biological process (GO): intracellular protein transport
Cellular component (GO): mitochondrial outer membrane
Source: RefSeq, a predicted model, not a curated record